Molecule: messenger RNA, 975 nt
Organism: Brettanomyces bruxellensis
Lineage: Eukaryota; Fungi; Ascomycota; Pichiomycetes; Pichiales; Pichiaceae
Exons: 1
Coding region: 1-975 (324 amino acids)
Source: RefSeq, a predicted model, not a curated record
AUGGGAUUAUAUGAUCCAUCAAAAGACAAAAGUCUACCUGUGAAGGCCGAGGAUAUUGAGAAAUCAAGUUUCGAGUUUCCCUUAUCAGACCCAGUGAGAUCACUUUUUUCGAAGACAAAUGACAUCGCAUCUUCCUCCUUUAAUAAGAUGUUAGAUUUUUCGAAGAAUAUUUUUGGCUCCGAUGAUGAUAGCCAAUAUUCUGUUUUUGAUGACAGCUUUAGCCACAAUCCAUUUUUUAACACAUUCAGAAGUCUCUACGGAUCGGCUUCUAGGCCUAACGGAUUUGUGACAUACCCUGUCCCAAGUGUCGAGUUGUACUCAAAAUGCAAAAAGAUGGACGGAUUGGAGGCAUGGGAUUCUCGUGGAUACUGGCAUUGUAUUUUUCCAAGGGCAAAAAUUCCGGAGGAAGUGGCAAACGAUCCUGAAGGAUACAGCAAAGAAGAUGUGGAAGGUGACUUUGAUCAUAAGAAGUAUGGCAUAUUUUUCACAAACUUUAAUGAUUUGAUGGACUGGCAAAGUAAAAUGCGGGAGGUGAUGAAGAGUAAAAGAGAGAAGGAAUGGUCCAAGUACAGGACACAAGAGAAGUCUAAAUGGGACUUUUUGAACGGAGAUAUGCCAUCAGAUGAUAAUAAAGUUACUGGGCCAUUUGAAACAUCUGAUAAUACCGAUGUUUAUAACGUGCCAUCAACUGAACCAGGUGACAAGAAUUUCUUCAGAUCGACAGGAACGUCAUCAUCUACGAUCGUGAACACACUGGAGAACGGUGAUAUUGAAAAAACUACCAGCGUGAAGAGGUAUUUUGGUGAUGGAACCUCGGAGGAAAGAGAAUAUAAAGAAAUUAUCGAUGGGGAAACAGGAAAAUCAAAAAAAGUGGAUCAGAAAGUGGCUAAGUGUCCAAAUCAUUCCUCUUUGAAGAAGGGCGGCUGGUUUUGGAGCAAAAAGGACAAAAACAAUAAGAAAGACGAAGAUGACUGA